AUGGCAGAAGCUCCCCCACGACCCAGCCGGUUUUUUUGUCACCGCUGUUCAGCAGAGAUUAUUCCACAUCUACCGGAUUACACUUGUCCACUCUGCGAGUCUGGGUUCAUAGAGGAAUUACCUGAAGAAAGAAGUACUGAAAAUGGAUCAUCAAAUGCAUCUUCAUCCUCUUCCUUCAGUGAGCCAAAUCGACCUGCCUUUGAGCAUAUGGAUCCACAACACCUUUUCACAUUUCCCUCUGGUUAUGGUCCAUUUGCCCUUGGAAUUUUUGAUGAAAACUUUGAUCUCCGGACACGGCAUCCCCAAGAGGACAACAGAGAAACCGAAAACAGAAGAGAACGAGAAAUGGCAUCACGGCAACGAUACGGAGCAAGGCAACCACGUGGACGGCAUGGGACUCGACGCCAGGGUAUGCGCCACGAAGGAGUGCCCACGUUGGAAGGAAUUAUUCAGCAGUUAGUAAAUGGAAUUAUUGCACCUACGGCAAUGCCAAAUAUUGGAAUGGGACCGUGGGGCAUGCUCCAUUCAAACCCAAUGGACUAUGCCUGGGGUGCCAAUGGACUAGAUGCCAUUAUUACUCAGUUGUUGAACCAGUUCGAAAAUACAGGACCUCCACCAGCUGACAGGGAAAGAAUAAAAAGUUUACCGACAAUUUCCAUAACAGAAGACCACGUUGGUGCAAGUUUAGAGUGUCCAGUUUGUAAAGAAGACUACAGUGUUUCAGAGAGUGUCAGACAACUACCAUGCAAUCAUUUAUUUCAUAAUGACUGUAUAGUACCGUGGCUGGAACAGCAUGAUACAUGCCCGGUGUGCAGGAAAAGUCUUAGUGGUCAGAACACAGCCACCGAUCCACCAGGAUUAUCGGGAAUGACUUUCUCCCCAUCAUCUUCAUCCUCCUCCUCUUCCCCCAGUUCACCAAGCAAUGAAAAUGCUGCUAAUUCUUAG
Molecule: messenger RNA, 945 nt
Organism: Knipowitschia caucasica
Lineage: Eukaryota; Metazoa; Chordata; Actinopteri; Gobiiformes; Gobiidae
Source: the annotation of a GenBank genome assembly